Molecule: messenger RNA, 1761 nt
Organism: Photinus pyralis (common eastern firefly)
Lineage: Eukaryota; Metazoa; Arthropoda; Insecta; Coleoptera; Lampyridae
Exons: 4
Coding region: 125-754 (209 amino acids)
Source: RefSeq, a predicted model, not a curated record
UAUUAGCCCGACAAUUUUUUGUGGGACGAUGGGGAUGGGGUCUAAGUGAAUGAGGACUGAACGCACUCGAUGACUCGAAUAUACAAUUUGCUGUUUGCUAUAAAUAGUUUAUAUUACUCAUCUUAUGUCUAAUACGGUUGAUUGUCUAUUUGCAUUGUUUCUUUAUAUUGGUCUUGCUUCGAUAAUAAUGAUAUUGUUAUCUCAGGAUAAAGUUACGUUGCUGGGUGCAUCCAAUCUGAGGCGGUACGGCAACAAAGUCCUACUACAACGCAACUGUCGGAUGAAGGUGUUAAACCAAAAAAAUGUUAAAAUUUACGUACAACUGGCCAUCGGCGGCCAGACAAUUGCCCAGCUGCAGAAACGGGUGCAGCGAUGCAAAUCGCCUAAUUUUAGUUACAAAUUGGCCAAGGAAGUGGUUCUAAUGAUUGGAACAAAUGAUAUUCUUAGGAAUACGAAAUACCAUAUAAUGAGGACGGGCCUCUUGCGUAUAUUGACAUCUUUAAAAAGUCAAGAGGUCCGGAAAGUAUACUUGUGUACGUUGGCGCCCAUUUUAGGCGCCACAGAAACCCAACGCGCGGCGUUGGAUCAGUACAAUAAUUUUAUUAGGGGUUACACAGAUAGACGCGUCCAAGUUUGUGAUAUAAAUGCAGCCCUUGGUGGAAGAAGGGAAUGUUUUGAGACAGACGGCAUACACCUCAACGGCUACGGGCUACAAGUAGUUCACAGUGUCUUGCCCGGUGAAUUAUUGUUAUAGAUUGUUUUUUUAGGCUAGUAGUUUGGUGAUGGGUUAGGUUAAGUCAUUCGUAUGUUUAAGUAGUUUUUAGUUUGGUGAUGGGUUAGGUUAAGUCAUUGGUAGGUUUAAGUAGUUCCUAGUUUGGUGAUGGUUAGGUAAGUCAUUGGUAGUUUCUAGUUUGGUAGUUGGUAAUUGGUAGGUUUUAGUUUGUGUUAGGCUGUUUGGUUAUGGGUAGGUUUAAGUUAUUAACGAUUCUCGAGAUCGUUUAUAAUUUUGUAUUACUGUCUGUGUGUCUGUCCGUGUCCGUGUACACGAUAACUUUGCUUAGGAGAAACGUCCGAUUGCUUUGAAAAUGUAUACACGUUCUUAAGGGCCGCAGGCCGCCAUUGUUUUUCGGCUACGUAUAAUUCGUGGUAAAAAAGUUUCAGCCUCAAAACGAAUUCGAGGAUCGCUCGGUAUUUAGUUUUAUCGGAUUUUUUCAUGUAUCUUUGUUUGGUACUUCCGGAUUCUAUACUCUCUUGCGUUUUUCUCUUGUUAUAAUUUUAAGUUCGACCAGCUGCUUUGUGGGACAGCGGUGAAAUCCCGUCAAAGAAGUUGGGCGUAAAUUAAGUAAUAUGUGAUUUGUAGCGGUGCAUUUCUUUGUAUUGGCCGCAGAGGGUAAACUUGACCACAUGUAUUCGGAAAUUGCCGAAAAGGAACAGAUCCUCUGAGGCCGCCGUAGAAAUCAGUUGUAUAGGUAGCAUUUGCGAUAAUAGUUAUAUUUAAUAGUUUUAAUAAAGUUGUACGCCAGUUUAGUUUUUUAUACAUAAUAAAGCCAUCUUGAAAAUAAAUUAUAAUUGAGCUAACACUCUGUAUAUCAUUUCAAUAAAUUAUUAAAUAUGGCACAAUCUUGAUGCCAUUGGGCGAGUAAGUUUUGUCUGAAUUAAACGAUAAUCUUAUACAAUCAAACUUCAAGUUUUUGAUUUCAGAUGUGAAUAGAAUCAGUAUCUAAUAGUUUAUUUUACAGACUGAUUUAUGUACUUACACAU